This is a messenger RNA of Alosa alosa (allis shad), 1800 nucleotides long. It is a transcript of the gene gps1, whose product is annotated as G protein pathway suppressor 1. The record is from RefSeq and is a predicted model, not a curated record. NCBI's taxonomy places the organism in Eukaryota, Metazoa, Chordata, Actinopteri, Clupeiformes, Clupeidae. Gene Ontology annotation, cellular component: COP9 signalosome.
UCCAGUCAGUGCAUUCACAGCUAUGCCCCGGAUGUGCUUGUGUGUGCUGUGUUUCUGCAGAUAAGGAGGAGAUGCCUCUCCCCGUGCAGGUCUUUAACUUUCAGGACAAUUCUGUGUCAGGGCCUGGGGUCUCCCCAGAGCAGCAGGUUGAGGGCAGGCUCAGUGAUAGCUUGGCAGCCAGUGCGUCCUCGUCUUCGUCGACGCUCUGCACGCCCCACAGCAGCAGGUCUGACCUGCUCCUCCCCUUUACCGCGGGAGACUAUGUGCUCAGCUCCAGUCUGUCAGCGUGCUCGCUGGUCCCCGAGGGGUCAGUUGAACCCAUGCAGAUAGAUGCUGACCCGCAAGAAGACCAACAGAAUGCGCCGGACACCAACUAUGUCGUCGAAAACCCAACUCUGGAUCUGGAGCAGUAUGCCUCCAGCUACAGUGGACUGAUGAGAAUUGAGCGACUGCAGUUCAUCGCUGACCACUGCCCCCAACUCCGCAUCGAAGCUCUUAAGAUGGCCCUGUCCUUCGUCCAAAGAACCUUCAAUGUUGACGUCUACGAGGAGAUCCACCGCAAACUCACUGAAGCCACGAGGGAAGUGCAGGGUGUCCCAGACGCUGUUCCUGAGGGGGCAGUGGAACCCCCUCCCCUCGACACAGCCUGGGCAGAGUCCACCAGGAAAAAGGCCCUCUUAAAAUUGGAGAAGCUCGACACCGACCUGAAGAACUACAAGGGAAAUUCCAUUAAGGAGAGCAUUAGGAGGGGUCAUGAUGAUCUCGGAGAUCAUUAUCUUGACUGCGGUGACCUCAGCAAUGCCUUGAAGUGCUACUCCCGAGCCAGAGACUACUGCACUAGCGCCAAGCAUGUCAUCAACAUGUGUCUUAAUGUUAUCAAGGUUAGCGUUUACCUCCAAAACUGGUCCCAUGUACUUAGCUAUGUAAGCAAGGCAGAAUCCACUCCAGAGAUUGCAGAGCAACGAGGAGAGAGAGAUAGUCAAAACCAAGCUGUCCUCACCAAACUAAAAUGUGCCGCAGGACUGGCAGAACUCGCAUCCAGAAAGUACAAGCCAGCGGCCAAAUGCUUCCUGCAAGCCUCGUUUGACCACUGCGACUUCCCCGAGCUCCUUUCCCCCAGUAACGUAGCAGCGUAUGGGGGGUUGUGUGCCCUAGCUACGUUUGACAGACAGGAGCUGCAGAGGAAUGUCAUCUCCAGCAGUUCCUUUAAAUUAUUUUUAGAGUUGGAACCCCAGGUCCGUGAUAUUAUCUUCAAGUUUUACGAGUCAAAGUAUGCUUCAUGUCUGAAAAUGCUGGAUGAGAUGAAGGAUAACCUUUUGCUAGACAUGUACCUGGCUCCCCAUGUAAGAACACUGUACACGCAAAUCAGGAACAGAGCCCUUAUACAGUACUUCAGCCCGUACGUCUCGGCGGACAUGAACAAAAUGGCAGUAGCCUUCAACACCACAGUGGCCGCGCUGGAGGACGAGCUCACCCAGCUUAUCCUGGAGGGUCUUAUCAAUUUUUCCUGCUGAAGAAAGAAAAAUCACAAUCUAAAGACUUUAAGUUGGGAAGAAGAUAUCUGUUGUCAGUUAUCAAUGACAAGCACAUCCUGUUGCUCAAUAGGAAAUGAAAGAUAAAAAAGGAGAAAAAAAAAAAUAGAAAAAAGAAAAAAAGAAUUGCGGCACUUAAUGCUGUCCUGGCCUGUUGUACUUUGUAACAGAUGCACUUUCCUCUGUUAUCUUGUGACAAACCUUGAUUACACAUUGAAAAACCUCAUCACAGAAACAUGCUUUUAAAAUAAAUAUACAUUCAAAAAGA